Molecule: messenger RNA, 5741 nt
Organism: Gopherus evgoodei (Goodes thornscrub tortoise)
Lineage: Eukaryota; Metazoa; Chordata; Testudines; Testudinidae
Gene: REXO5
Product: RNA exonuclease 5
Exons: 21
Coding region: 236-2605 (789 amino acids)
Cellular component (GO): nucleus
Molecular function (GO): RNA binding; exonuclease activity
Source: RefSeq, a predicted model, not a curated record
UGCCCGCCCCUGGUGAGCCGGGCCGUUCCGCUAGGGCCCAGGAAGAACGAGUCGAUAGCCGAGGAAACGGUUGAGGGAGCAGCCGGUGUACACCGGCAGCGGCUGAACUGGUUCACCUCUUCUGUGUAAUAGCUGGAGGAAAGUCACUAAACAAGAGCAGCAGGGUUAUGUGACUGGAGUACUAACGCAAAUUUUAGUACCAUCACCAGUUAAAAGGUAAAGUCUGUUCUAAGCAAUGUUUGCAAAUGAAAUGGCUAAGGCAACCUGCAUAAUUGGACACAAAAGGUCCCAUAAAUGUAAUGAAGAAGUGGAAGAACCCCAGAAAACUAAAAAGAAAAGGAAGGUAGAUGAAGACACUUGCCAAAACCAGCACCAACGAAAGGAGAAGAAAUCCCGCUUGUCAGCUGGGUUGUUUGGUGAAGAUUGUGAAAUCAGCCAUGAACAGGUAUAUGAGUUCCUAAAGUACGCAGCUUUGGGAAAACGUCACAAUGCAUCUCAACCCAGCUGGUGCCGUAUUUAUCACCGAAGACACCUGGCUAAGGUUGUGGUUAUUGUUCUUCAGGAAGUCAGCCAGCUCUAUUUCUACAGGUUCUAUUUGCAAUUCAGACAUCUCAGAAGGGCAUUUCAACAUAGAUUCAGUUUACCGCCUACUUCAGCUAAUUUUAUAGCUAGUGUGUGUGGAGAAGGCAUAAGUAUGAAACAUCAGAACAGCAUACAAGGUUCAGCUUCUGCCUCUAGUGGACAUAUUUCUAAGAACUCAGACCUGCAAAAAGACCCGAUCAUUGAGAAAUACGGCGAGGAAAAGCAUGGUCUGACCAGCUAUAUUCUAACCUUGGAAGAGAUGAGAAAAUACAAUUAUCCUUUAGAAGGAUCCUUUGGGUGUGAGAAUUAUGUCCACACACAAUGCGAGAGACCGAGGACAGACAGCAGCCCCCUGUUUGGGCUGGAUUGUGAAAUGUGCCUCACUGAGAAGGGGAAUGAAGUAACUCGAGUCUCACUGGUGGAUGCAGAGGGUCGGUGCAUCAUGGAUGAGCUUAUAAAACCUGAAACCCAGAUACUGAACUACCUCACCAGAUACUCAGGAAUCACAAGGAAGAUUCUUCUUCCAGUGAAAACAAAACUCCCAGAGAUUCAGGACAAACUAAAGAAAUUGCUUCCCCGUGAUGCGGUAUUAGUGGGUCACUCUUUAAAUGCUGACCUUCACGCUUUACAAAUGAUACACCCCAGUGUUAUUGACACCUCAUUGCUUUUUGCCAGACACAAAGGUCGACGGUUCAAGCUAAAAUUCUUAGCGAAAGCUGUUUUAGGGAAGGAAAUUCAAUGUGAAAAUAAAGUUGGUCAUGAUCCAACAGAAGAUGCUGAAGCUGCAAUUGAAUUGCUUCAAUAUUUUAUUGACCAGGGACCCAGAAAGGUAGUAGAACUAAAUUUGGAGACGGUGCUGUCAGCCCCAAAUCUGAUGGAGUUGUCACAGCAAAAAUCUGCAUUACAGCUGCAACAGAAUGGAAUCCAGAAGCAGUCAAGUGAACCUCCAAGCAUACCCCAACCAUGGCGUUUUUUAGACCAUUUGAAUGCUGCUGGCCAAAAAACUCUCCUUUUGAGCAGAAAGGAACUAGCCUCUUCUGGCUUGGGUCAGAACAGUCUGAGCACUUCAAACAAACAGAUACUUAAAAGAGCUAUACAAGAAGUUCCUCUGUCCUCAUUCAGUGUCAUUCAGUUCGCUUUGCGUUCAGAGCAUGUUGCACCAAACCUUGUUGCUGAAGUUUGUGAAAAGAUGAGAAUCCAGCUAGCUGACAUGCUGACUGUAUAUGCAGGUCCAUUUGAUAAAGACUUUUGCCUGAAGUCUUUAAGGAGAGAAUUUAAAAAGUGUGGUCCUAUCCAAUCACUUACUGUGCUCACUGAAACACACCAGCCCCACAUCUGUAUCCAGUAUGAAGUAUUAGAAGCUGCUCAGCUUGCUAUGGAAAGUCUGAAUGGAGCUGAUGUUGCAGGGUCCUGCAUCAAGGUUCAGAGACCCGUCACUGUGAUGAUGCUAGACUGUGACAUGCUGAUAAAAGAGCUGGAAAUGGAUAUUGAAAACGAAGGUGUGAUUUAUGUGGCGGGGCUGAAGAAAACCCUAACUGAGAUAGACUUGCAAGAGAAAUUCAGUCAUUUGAAAGACCUGCAAGCUCUUUUCUGGCCUAGGGAUCUCAAAAGAGGGAAGCACAGAAAUUACUGUUUCCUGAAGUUUCAAACCUCAGAAAGUGCCCUAGAGGCUCUUCAAGAUAUAAACAGGCAAGGAGCUGAAGGCAGCCAACUGCAAAGUAGAAAAGCUCUCACUACUAGCCACCUCCACAGAUGGAUUUGUCAUAUGGCCCAUAACAAUGGGAAGCCUAUUCAGCUGGCACAUCGCAUCCUACAUGUGAAAAAAGAACAACUAUCUACCUCUGAGCAAGACCUAAGGAAAAAGCUGAAGAAGUUAGACCACAGUAUCAAAAAGCUCUAUAGAAGUCUGGAGAAUAAUACACUUUGUGUCGUUCUUUUGCCAGGUGUAAACAGUGUUCAUGGAUCAUUCUCUGGCCUCGGUCUGAUGGGAAUAAAGGAAGAAAGCAAGAGUAGUGUCUGUUAGACUGCCAGGUUUUAGAAAAAAGUCUUAAGAUUUUUUUUAAUUAAUUCUAUACCCCAAGAACAAGAGGCUCUGCAGGUGUACUUUAACAUUUAAAAAUAAAACAAUUCAAAACUGUUAGUCGCAGCAACCCCUUCUUCUAUUAACACUUCUAGCUUUGGUGCUUUUGGCUGGCUUGUAGCCAGCUCACUGCUUAGGGAGCUGUGUGUGUGUGCAGAGACUGCUAAGACAAAACCGGUAAGCUAAGGUGGUCAAUUUUUCUAGAAGCUGAAUGGUCCUUAUCUAGAGGGCGCUUAAGUCUGUAAAUGGCUUGUAAGGAUACUUGUCAGCUGGGCUGCUUUCACUUGGCUGAUCCUUGACAGACAGACUAUGCAAAAUUAAUGUACAUCUGUCCCCCAAGAAAGCUGCUUUGAGGUUGUAGGAACUCUGCACCAGUGUUGUGGAGUCUCUGGAAAUUGGGCCUCAAUUAACAUUUCAUGUAAAUGUCUGUUAUAGAUGGUGUGUUAUGCUUUUCAAGUACCUAACAGGUGAAAUUCACACAGGCAUAAUGAUGAAGUUGCACUGGGCAUAAGAUAGGAAACCAGGACCUCACACCUACAUAAAGAGCAGCAGACUUCCUUCCCUAGGCAGGAGAAGCAGCAUUGUAACCUUUUGGGUUAGGCCUAGUUUCAGAGGUAGGUUUCACAUCCAAGAGCAGAGGAUGUUGGUGUCUUUAGCAGGAUACAAAUAAUUUGUCUCAUCCCUUGCCCUCCCCCCCCCCCCCAAUCAGGGCUUGCUUUAUGUCCUCACAGGUUAACUAGUUGCUGCUAACUGUUCGUAAAUCAGGACCGCCCCAAAAACUAAACAAGCUCUCAUUUGAUAGUGAGACAGUAAUGCUCCAGUUGAGAAAGAGGAACAUUUUUUCCAGUAAGAGAAUUAAUCAGACUGAACUAUCUCACAGUCCUGAGAAGAGACAUUGAAUUGUAAAGCAAUGAUUAAGGACAGGCCAAAAUAAUCAGUGGAGAUAUUAGAGCACCCCCCACCACAUCCCACUUACCAUUUUCCCACAGGGAUAAAGGAAUUCAGAUUACUCAUCUGGUGAGUUACACUCUACCUCGAGCCAUCCAAGGAAGUUCCCAACCAAAAAAAUGAAUGGAGCCAUUGUCUGUGCUAAGGGGGUGGGGGGGGAAGAAGCAAGAUUCCCACUGUCCAUUAAGCAGCUUAGUCCCCUUCUGGAUAUGCAGUGCUUUUAUUGGUGGAACUCCUGUGGAUCAGCUGAAAGCAUUCAUACCAUAGAACUAUAAGUGAAGAUACCCUGGAUGUCAGACAUACAGAGAGGAUUUGUUGAAGGAAAGAAAGAGCGGUGGCCUAAAGGGGAAGCAAUACUGAAUGUGACAAAGGUAUCAAAUAAACAGCAACAAGUUUAAUUAUAACAAAGACCGUACUGUCCUCAGUCUCUAUUACAAAGCUCUCACUAACGUCAGUGGGAGAUCUGCUGUGGAUUGAAGGGACUAUGAACUCCUGAAAUACAUCCCAGCCUAAGGACCAUAAUUGAACAUGAAAUGCAUCCCUCCUCUCCAAAUGAGCUGGAGCCCCAGGCUGCCAACACUACACAUCUAGAUGAACACACAGUUUUACACCAGGGCAGCGGCAGCAUGAGAAUCAGAUGGCUGGAACUGGCUCCCUGCCUGGGAUCCCAUCCCCCACUCCAAGCAGACCUUGGCCCACCUUCUCUGCUGCAUCAUAUUUUAAUACUGGAGGGGAAGACAAUGCUAGGUGACCAAUCUAUGAACAACUGAUCCAGCUCCCACUGAGAUCAAUAGCAAGAUUCUGACUUCAACGGGAGUUGGACUGAACUCUUUGGAAGUAGAGGCCCCACGGAUGGCUGGCUGUACCCAGCACACCUCCUUGCUUUGGUGUACGUCGACACUGCAGCUAGGAUAGUGCUUCCUAGCACAGACAGACAUAUACACAUUAGCUCUCCUCCAGCUGGUGCACUAAAAAUAGUGUGGCCACAGUGACACGAGCAGCAGCUCAGACUAGCUGCCCGAGUACAAAGUAGCCCAACCCAUUGGGUAUGUACUCGGGCAGCUCGCCUGAGCCAUUGCCUGUUCCACUGCGGCCUCACUGCAGUUUCAGCUCUGCUCAAGCUAGCGUGCUAACGCAUGGUCUUGCUACUUGCGCUGUAAAGUGCCCUCCCAGCUGCAGUGUGGACAUAGCCUUUGAUUUCUGCACUACAAAGUAAAGGGCUUGUUUCCCCAGCAUGCGAUUAAAUGCAAGCAGUGAAGACAAUGUUUAGUUGGUAAACAUCCAGGAUCCUGUUUGAAAAAAAGUUAUGGAGAUGACAAAUAAUGCUGGCAACAAUCCUAGUUAUAGUCAUUAAAAAAAUAAUUAAAGUUUCCCCUUUUAAUUGAAAAUUUAUGUAAAAAGGACUUCAGCUUUAAAUAAGACAUUUGUACAAAGCUUUAACACAAAACAGUGAACACCACGCAAAAUGUGCAUUAUGUAAACACCAAAACGUUCUUCAUUUGUUCAGUAAUGCACAGAACAAUGCUGCAAAUUCCCUUUCCAGUGGAUUGAAUUUCUGUAGCUAUCCCUCCCCCCCCCCACCCCCCAAAUCUUACUGGAAUACAGGAAAUCCAGAAGCUUUGAAACAUUUACAGAGCUACAGUAGUCAAAAUACAUUGUAACUAAAGGAUUUUAAGGGAUAGUUUAAAUACAGAAAUAUUUUUACAGUCUCACAGGUAAAUGAACGGCAGAUCAGAUUAGAAAAAAAAAGGACCAAAAUAUUUAAUAUACAUCUGGCACAAGGUCUACAAGAAGUUGGCAAUGGACAAACCAAUCCCUUGCUUUUUAGAGAAAAGAAAAACCAGACUGCAUUUAAUGCUCCUAUUUAGUAAGGGACACAGCUUAAAAACAAAUAAAUCACAUCCAAGACAACUAUAACCAAAUAGAAUCUUAGUUUGUUUGCUUUGUGCUUUUGACAGCACUUCCUAGAGCACGUUCACUGUUCCACUCUGGGGGACUUGCACACAGUAACAACUGGUGAGAAAAAGUGUUACUGUAAAAAAACCACAAAUAUUGGCAAGGAGACUCAAAGCAGCAGAACUAAUGUUAUAAAAAGUUUCAAAUGGGCUCUAUCCCUUUAAAAAAAAAAAAA